AUGCAACUCAAGAAAGGUUUGAGGAAGGGAAAACAGACAUAUCUAGCCACGGUGGUGGUAGAUAAAGAAGUAGGCAAAGAGUUGGUACCUACAACCAUCCAAGCGGUGUUGUAUGAGUACAAGGAGGUGAUGCCAGAUAAGUUGCCUCACGAAUUACCUCCACUAUGGGGUGUGAAGCAUGAGAUCGAGUUGUUUCUAAGAGUGAAACCACCUGCAAAAGGGCCAUAUCGAACGGCGCCUCCAGAGUUAGUAAAAUUGAGGAAGCAACUUGAUGAAUUAUUGGAAGCGGGAUAUGUUUGCCCUUCUAAAGCACCAUUGGGAACACCGGUGCUGUUUCAAAAGAAACAUGAUGAGAGCCUACGAAUGAAGUUCGUAGAGGGUUAUUCACGGAGAACAACCCCUAUGACAGAACUACUAAAGAAGGGUCAUGGGUGGAACUGGACAGAGGAGUGUCAGGGAGCCUUUGAUGACUUGAAGGAUGCCAUGAUGAGAGAUCCGGUACUGGCUCUUCCGGAUGUCAUGAAACCCUUCGAGGUACAGACAGAUGCAUCAGACUUCGCCCUUGGAAGAGUCUUGGUACAGGAGGGGCACCUUGUUGUGUAUGAAAGUCGUAAGCUUAGUAAAGCAAAGCGAAAGUACACAUCUUAA
This is a messenger RNA of Malania oleifera, 648 nucleotides long. RefSeq lists its product as uncharacterized. The transcript has 2 exons. NCBI's taxonomy places the organism in Eukaryota, Viridiplantae, Streptophyta, Magnoliopsida, Santalales, Ximeniaceae. The record is from RefSeq and is a predicted model, not a curated record. The coding region runs from base 1 to 648 and encodes 215 amino acids.